AAGUGGAAAGUCGUGCUGGAACUCUGUAAGUUGAAACCAGGUUGAACUAGGGAAUUGAUGAAACUGAUGCAAUACACUGGCAAGUUUCACCAGUGGCAGAUAAUCAAUUCAAACAUAAAGUAGCCUACUUACAACUUUAGAAAAUCAUUCUUCUGUGAUUAAGGUCCAGAUUUCCUCUGAAACAAUUAUGACAGACAAAGUGGUUGAUGGUAUGGAAGCCUUAGAUUUAACACAAAAGCCACCCGCUGAAGAGGAAAAAGAAAAGGAAGAUUUUGUGGACCCUUGGAAUGUUGUUGGCACUUCUGCAAAAGGCAUUGCCUAUGAAAAGCUAAUAAAGACUUUUGGCUCUUCAAGCAUCGAUUCAGCUCUGAUAGAACGGUUUGAGAAGGUUACAGGCAAACCGGCUCACCACUUGUUGAAACGCGGUGUCUUUUUCUCCCAUCGCGAUCUUCAUUCGAUCCUAACCCUUCACGAACAAGGGAAGCCAUUUUAUUUGUAUACUGGUAGAGGCCCAUCUUCAACAUCAAUUCAUAUGGGGCAUUUAAUUCCCUUUGUGUUCACAAAGUGGCUUCAAGAAGUCUUUAAUGUGCCCCUAGUUAUCCAGUUGACUGAUGAUGAAAAGUUUCUAUGGAAAGAUCUUAAGAUGGAGGAGGCCCAAAGACUUGCAGUGGAGAAUGCGAAAGAUAUUAUUGCCCUUGGAUUCGAUAUCGAGAAAACUUUCAUCUUUUCGGAUCUUCAGUUUGUUGGACAGUGUCCAGCAUUUUAUCAGAAUAUGGUUCGGAUACAAAAGUGCGUGAAUUUCAAUCAAGUCAAGAGUAUCUUUGGAUUCGGCGACAGCGAUUGUAUCGGGAAAAUCAGUUUCCCAGCAACCCAAGCGGCGCCAGCGUUCUCGUCAAGUUUUCCUUUUAUAUUUGGCAAUCGCAAGAACGUUCCCUGUCUUAUUCCAUGCGCCAUUGACCAAGACCCUUACUUUAGAAUGACGAGAGACGUAGCGCCACGUCUGGGCCACAUUAAGCCAGCGCUCAUCCACUCUACUUUCUUUCCCGCCCUACAGGGCGCACAAACGAAAAUGUCAGCUAGUGAUGACAAUUCGUCUAUAUUUUUGACUGAUACUCCUAAGAUGUUGAAAACCAAGAUUAAUAAGUAUGCAUUUUCCGGUGGUCAAACUUCGGUUGAGGAACAUAGACGGCUAGGUGGCGAUUGUGACGUAGAUGUAUCCUAUAAGUAUUUGACUUUUUUUUUGGAAGACGAUUUUCGAUUGGAGGAAAUUCGCAAAAAUUAUAGUACCGGAGCCAUGUUAACAGGCGAGCUAAAGCAAGAGCUAAUCACAGUGCUAACACCAAUCAUCACUGCCCACCAGGAAAAAAGAAAAACUGUUACUGAUGAAAUUAUUAAAGUAAGACCUUUCAUCAGACAAAGCACAAACUUGCCGCCCACUAUUCAUCACCUCUGUUUUAUCUUGUAGAUGAGUGAUAGAACAAGCCCUACCACUGCAGAAUAUGCUGUACGCAUACCAGCAAGUUUUGUUUCAAGUAUGAGGGAUUCAUCUUUUGCCCAGCCAACCCCUCUUCGCAACCUACACAAGGAUUUCAUGGAUCUUAGUGAGGAAAUGCAAGUAUAUGUCAGGAUAAAACCUUGUGAAGAAAAAUCUAGCACCUUAUCAAUUGUUGGCAAUCAUAUCAUUGUUCAGCCACCAAAAGAUUCAGUUUCAUUUAAGAACAGAAAUAAUGCUGGGACAAAAACAUUGCAAAAGUUUAAGUUCAACAAGAUUUAUGAUGCAUCUAUCAACCAAGAUUAUCUCUUCAAAGAUUCAGCCCUUAACUUAGUUCAAGAUUUCUUAAUGGGAAAAAAUACCCUUCUCUUUACCUAUGGAGCCACCAGUGCAGGAAAAACUUACACCAUGUUGGGCUCAAUCAGAGAUGCUGGAUUGAUACCUCGCUCCUUGGAUGUUGUAUUUAACAGCAUUGAUGAUAGGCUACUUAAAAGUCCUAUUUUGAAACCCCUUGCUCUGAAUGAAGUCAUGAAGUUGAAUCUUAACCAGAUUGAUGCAGAGGAGGUGGAGAGAGCAAUUCUAAUGAGGGGGUUUGAUCUGGACGCGUCUGAUACCAAAGAAUCCAAGGAUAGCAUUUCUUCUGUAUCUAGUGGAUCACUUAAAGACUGGAAUAUCCGAGCGAGAGAUACUACCGUCUGCGCUCUGCAACACCCUCGCGAUUACUAUUCAGUGUGGGUGUCUUACUGCGAAAUCUACAAUGAGCAAGCUUUUGAUCUCUUGGACGGAUGUGACAAGAAAAAGAAGCGAGUAGCUUUGCGCAUUACCGAAGAUCGCAAAGGAAAGUUCUUUGUUAAAGGCUUGAAGGAGAUUUACGUUCGAUCUGCGGACGAUGCUGUUCGCGUUCUUCUCUUUGGCAAAGAAAAUCUGCAUUUCGCAGCUACAAAAUUGAACCACAAUUCAAGCCGCUCCCACUGUCUCUUCACGGUGAAAGUCAUCCGCACCAACAGCUGCGAUGAACCAAGUGAAGCUGCUAUCAACAUGAUGUCGUUCGUGGAUCUUGCUGGAAUGGAGCGGACAACAAAAACGCAAAGUAGUGGGGACCGCCUCAAAGAAGCAGGAAACAUAAACACUUCACUAUUGAUACUUGGCCGCUGUAUUGAUGCCAUGAGAAAUAAUCAGCAGAAUGUGGCGAACAAAACCAUGAUCCCAUAUCGAGAGUCAAAAUUAACACGAGUUCUUCAACACUUUUUCGUUGGCCAAGGCAGAGCCGCCAUGUUUGUGAAUGUUAGUCCGUCCGCAAACUUGUGUGAUGAGACGCUUCAUGUUCUCAAAUUCGGAGCACUUGCGCAAGAAGUCAUAAUUCAGCCAGAUCGUGACGUUUCGGUAGCCGAUUUAUCAAUCAGCCAAUUUGCUCCGCCGAUACGGCCAUCAAGAUUCCAACAAUUUGUCCGAAAAUCAAUCAGCCUUCUUAGUACUAGAGCGUCGAUGCUCGAGACGUCUACCUUCCAGAUAAUUGGCGAGGAAGAUGGCCUACAGGAACGGGUUCAAGCUUUGGAAGAAGAACUUGCCCGCCUGAAAGCCGACUGGGAGGAAAAUGAGCAAAAGAUUCGCGACGAAUGUUGCAACGAAUGGACAGAGGUAAUCACUAAACUGGAAAAAUCCUGGAACCAACGCUACGAAGACACCAAGGCACGCUACGAAGAGUUCUGCGAAAAUCGAGUUGACCUGAUGGCUCAACUUAUGAAUAAUUGUGUAAAGAAGAAGCGAAAGGUAGCUGAAGAAGAAAAUAUCGAACACUUCGCGUUAAAGUUCAAGGACAAGGAGGAGAAAAUCCAGAUUUUGGAAGAUUCCAACCAACAUCUUAACGAGUUGGUCGAAAAGCUAAGGAGUAGCUUGAAGGUGAGUGAGGAAAGCCGGUCGAAUUUGCAGAAGGAAAUGACUCGGCUCCAAUUCGAAGUGGCCUCUUCAAACAAACCGAAAAUCAAUUUUUGUGGUCCUGACAUUGAUGAAGGUGUUGAAACACCAUCCGAGAAUCUACUGGCGAAACUGAAAGAGGAAUUAGUAGCAAAAGAAGAAAUGCUCAACGAAGCUGCAUUUGAGUACCAUACCAAAUGUGAAGAAAUGGCUAAGCUUCAACAGGAAAAUGAACAGUUGACAAAACAACUUGCCGUGACUCACGAAGAAUUAACAAAUGUUCAGAGUCAACUGGAGCAAAGUAAUUUACUAUUAACGAAUGCUAAUGAGAGACUUGACGUAAGAGAAGAGGAGCUUAUGAAUAUGGAAGAAAGAUUGUUGAAAACAAAUGGUCAAUUCGGAAACCUCAACACUGAGCUGCGCGAAGCCAAGAGACGAAUUCGAGAUCUUGAAUCCCGAAUGAAGGACCAAACUAAUGCCAGUAUGGUUUCCACCCUAUGCGAAGACUUGCAAAAGCAGUUACUGGAAGCUGAAAACAAAUUGGAAAAGCGAAAAGAUGAAAUUCAUCGCCUGAAUAAGGAAUUGAGUCACAAAGAUUGUGUGCUUGCUAAGGGACCUGAGAUCCAAGAAGAAUUAGAAAGCUUGCGCGAUCAAUUGUCAAAGUCUCAGCUUCAGCUAACCAUAACCAAAAAAGAAUUGGCAGCUAUUAAGGAAGCGAACGAAGACAUGAAAGCGCGCAGAGAAAGCCUACUCGAUCAGAUUUCGCACUUGAAGAAAGAUCUUGAACUUUCCAGUACCGAAAGGAAACAUGAUGAGGGCAGCCAGUCUCAUUUACUGGAAGAAAAUGAAAAGAUGCGCCACAACAUAAAUGAAUUGCGUGAUUCCCAGGUAAAACUUGCUGAGGAGAACGCCGAUUUCCAGAAAACAAUGGCAGAAUACGAGUUCACAGUUGAAGAACUAACUACUCAAAUAGGACAGUUGAAGGAAAUAAAGCGCGAACGAGGCCUACUGGAGGAAGAACUCAAAACUUUGGCGGCUACGCUCGGUCGAGUGCAGUUGGAGAAAAGUCAAAUGGAAAAAGAAAUCGCUACUCGGAAAACAGAAUUCGACAAGAUCCAACUUGAAGUGAAACUUUUAAAUGAACAAAACGAAAAUUUGCGAUGCCAGGUUGAACAAAGUCAAGUCCGUGAAGCUGCAUUAAAUGAAGAGCUUCAAGGUCUUAAAAAACGAUUGAUGUCCGCCUCAGAAAAUGAUGCUGGAUCGGCUUCGGCAAUUGCCAGUAAAGAGGCUGAAUUAUCAGACACAAAAGAGAAGUUGGAGGCCAUGAAAAUUGCAAUGGAAAACAAAUCGGCUUUGGAGAAAGAUUUAAAUGAAAAGCUUGAUCAACUCGAAAAAGACAAUGAAAAGCUUACGAAGCAAAUGUUGAAGCACAUGCGACGAGCCAAUGAACUAGCCGAAACCCAUGAAGCGAUGGAAGAGAAACUUCGGGUGAAGACACAGAAAUGUGAUUCUCUAUCAAACCGACUUAUCGAACUUGAAAAUGAGUCAUCAAAUGUCGCCCAUAUCCAAGCUAAACUGCAUGAACAUGAAAUUGCAUUAAAGGCAAAAGAAAAGAAAAUAGAAUCCAUAAUCGAAGAACUAGAAGAGAAGACAACUGCUAUGGAAAACAUGAAAAUGCUGAACGAACGCGUGUUGCGAGAGAAAAAUGAAGAUAUUGAUCGCUUGGAACAUGAACUAAAAUCCAUAUUGAGUGGACAUGUCAAUUACAAAGAACCGGGGCCUUCCAUAAAGAUAGAGGAACUGAUGGCGGAUGAACAAAACCAGGAUGACGGUUCACCAAUGAUGGUUACUCCUACUCCAGUCAAGGCGAGACGCGGUCGUGCAAAAAAAAUUACUUCUCCUGGAUCCGCACAAAAAGAAGUGGACGAGAACAAAACUGAAACAGCGAGUCUUUGUGGUAGUACUCGAAGUCGACGAACACUUAAAACAGAAUUUGCUGCACCGCCAAGCAUUACCAAGAGCUCUGCACGCAAACCGCGCAAAGCCAAGUCCGACUGCGACGAAGUGGCGCAUCCUGCACAUCUUUCUGUGCAGCAGCCCGAUGACGUGGAUAGCAAUGACGUAGACUCUACAACAUUGGGACAUACGAGCAAACGAAGGUUGUACAACGCAAAAUGUCCAGAUAUUUUGCUGCCUUCUACUAAAAAGGAGGAAGGCGAGGGAAUCGACUUCCCUAAACGAAUGGCGACAAGGAGCCGUAAGCCGCAAUAAGGGCUCAAAAGGAUCUUAAGCGAAAUUUUUAAAAUACCAAUUAUAAACCUAUGUUUUAAAAUAUGCUGUCUUGUGAAAUAUGUUAUUUUUGCUGGUAAAUAUGAUCCACUUCCCACAGUAAUAAA
This is a messenger RNA of Daphnia carinata, 5802 nucleotides long. RefSeq names its product kinesin-like protein KIF20B (gene TrpRS). Gene Ontology annotation, molecular function: microtubule motor activity; microtubule binding; ATP binding. The transcript is spliced from 24 exons. The record is from RefSeq and is a predicted model, not a curated record. Gene Ontology annotation, biological process: tryptophanyl-tRNA aminoacylation; microtubule-based movement. Gene Ontology annotation, cellular component: cytoplasm. NCBI's taxonomy places the organism in Eukaryota, Metazoa, Arthropoda, Branchiopoda, Diplostraca, Daphniidae.